AUGGCCAACGGGCAACCCGUGUCUCCGGAGCCUGUCGAGGACGAGGCAGCCUUCUUGCGUGCGGAGGCAUCUGCUCCUCGACAGGCGAAUUGCAAGAGUCGGGAUGAAGUCGAUGAGCACCCGCAACCCCUGACCGAAGCUGGGGCCGCGGCCGAUCCCGGGUCGCUGGGCAUCCGCCCGGAGCAGCUGAAGGGCUUAUACGACGAGAUCCAUUCAGUGCUGGAGCAGGCUCGCACGUCUUCAGCGACUCCAGAAACCAAGGAAGUUACACCUGCUGAGAAAGAGUUCGAGUUCAUGUACAAGGACGAAACCUUUCAGUCCACAUCCUUGCUCCACCAGUACUGCGCGAUGGAAGGGCUCAAUGCGGGGCAGCUAAGCGCUGUAGAUGAAUUGCUGGCUGGCAUGAGGCCCGAUGCUGACGACUGGUGGGCCAUAGCAGGGCAGAAGAAAGUCCAUGCCCUUCAUGUCGCGACCGCAUAUGGGCACGCGGUGCUUGCACAGAGGCUCUUAGAUGCGGCGGCUGAUGUAAACGUGCAAGAAAUUGAUGGGGAAAAGAAGCGGAGCACGGCACUUCAUUACGCAGUUCUCUACGACAGGCGACGAGUCAUGAAAGUCCUUCUGGAAAGGGGUGCCGAUCCGUCCAUCCUCUUGAAUGGGUUUACAGCGCUGCACAGCGCUGCCCGUCUGGGCAACGCAGAAGCUGUUGAAGGCAUCCUCGUCAACGCGAGGCAACAGAAGCUUUUCGAGGGUCAGAACGAGGAUUGGAAGACGACCACUCUUGAUUUUAUUCGUCCUGCAAUCCAGCUGGCUUGUGAAGCUGGCGAUUCCACGUGCUUCCGACUGCUUUUAGCGGCAAUGGAGGACGAGAGCUCGGGCGGAUUCCCCGACUACUGGAACUCCGUCCGCAGCUACGAGAGCCAGUGUUUCUUGGUGAAUUUUGCUUUCGGGCAACGCCCCAAAAUUGCAUCUUUGCUUUUAGAGCUCUAUCAGGACAUGGCCGUUGUACGCCGGCUGCUGAAAGGAAGAGAAGUGGAGAUCAUCACGCAGAUGCUUCGGAACCCAGCUGACUGGAAGACUGUCCUGGACAUCUUCGUGAAGAGUCCUGAGCAGAUGCUUGCUUUUGACCGCGCAAGCUAUUUUGACAAAUGCAAUUGCAGACUGUUCUGGAAGCAAAACUUCUCGAAUCACCUUGGGAACGGAAUGGCCUGGAUGCGCGGCUAUGUGCGCAGUGUGCGGUAUGCGCGCAGUGUCCUGGACUUUGCAGGCAACCGCGCCAGAGCUGAUCCCGGAUCUGAUUUUCGGAAAAAGGAGGAGCUGUGGGAGCUGUGGGACAAGCUGAUAGGCGUCGAUGGUUUGGCCCUGGAGCAGAAGCGCUUUGGCAUCGGUGUCAUACCCAUUGAUGCGAACCUACUUGCCUCAGACGAGAUUCUGCUUGCUAUUUGUGGUGCAGACUACAGCCUCCUAGACACAAAGUUCGUGCAGGCCAUCCUGGACGAUUCUUGGGCCGAAGUCAAGGUUUGGUACUACUGGCAUGUCUUUUGGGCCUUCCUCCAAGUGGCCAUGAGCUGCGUUGUGAGCGCUAGCCUCCGCGAUGCGAGCCGCCCGGGAGGGCAGCUGCCAGCUGCCGCCUUCAUUCCUUUGUCGGUUGCUUGGUUCAAGAGGCUUAUCGAGGAGCUGUUCCAGCUCGUCGUGUACUGGUGCUAUGAGUGCACUCGCCUCAUCACUCGCCUCUGCCCACCUGAGCCGCCCGAACCUGAACCAGGCUCUAAAAAACCAGGCCCUCCAAGGCGUCGCUGUCUUGACUCAAAGUUUUCAUGCUUAUUCAAUUCCUCCUCAAGGCUUUGCGAUGCUCGUUUCACACCUUCCUGGACUGGUCAUAUCUCUUGGUCAGCAGCGCGGCCUUGUACUUCCUCUCAGAAUUCCUGUGGCCGGUUGAUGGGCCACGCGAAGCGUGGCUGA
Messenger RNA from Symbiodinium sp. CCMP2592, 1959 nucleotides. NCBI's taxonomy places the organism in Eukaryota, Dinophyceae, Suessiales, Symbiodiniaceae. The record is from the annotation of a GenBank genome assembly.